Molecule: messenger RNA, 981 nt
Organism: Aspergillus steynii IBT 23096
Lineage: Eukaryota; Fungi; Ascomycota; Eurotiomycetes; Eurotiales; Aspergillaceae
Product: putative 3-oxo-5-alpha-steroid 4-dehydrogenase
Exons: 3
Coding region: 1-981 (326 amino acids)
Biological process (GO): polyprenol catabolic process; dolichol-linked oligosaccharide biosynthetic process
Cellular component (GO): endoplasmic reticulum
Molecular function (GO): 3-oxo-5-alpha-steroid 4-dehydrogenase activity
Source: RefSeq, a predicted model, not a curated record
AUGAAUCCGAUCUCUGAUCUAAUAGACUCGGCUUUGGCGGCCACCCGCAUGGACGCCGUCGACGCCCUCCGAGCCUUCUUCAUCUUCGCAUUCUGUACGAUCCUGUCGGUCAGCCUGCCGCAAUCGCUCCGCUCGCGCUUCGUCCCUUAUGGUGCCCGUGCAACCUCGACGGCCGAGUCGAAUUCGAAUCCCUCGCCCUCGUCCUCUAAGCCUUCGAGCAGCUCCCCGAUCACACGUCCCCUCGACUGCCUCGCCGCCUUGAAGGUCCCCCAUGGCUACUUCACACAAUUCUACGUUGCCUCGGUGAUAUCGUCCCUAUUUUGGGCCGUGCAGGUCCUGUCUCGCGGCGCUGCCUUCCAGGCCGUUGCAGCAAGGAUUCGUCCGGAACACCUGCAGAAUGCGAUGUCAUUGAACCAAGUCCUGCUGUGCUGGGCGCUGAUGCUCGUCCAGGGUACAAGGCGCUUAGUGGAGUGUCUGGCACUCUCGAAGCCAUCGUCAUCCCAAAUGUGGUUCGGCCAUUGGCUUGUUGGUGUUGCUUUUUACGUGGCAGUGUCAGUUGCAAUCUGGAUUGAGGGUACUGGCACUCUGUUGGCUCACGAGUACACCCUCGACCAUGUCAAAAUCACCAACGUACCUUCUAUCCGCACGUUUCUGUGCCUUCCCAUCUUCAUGUUCGCAUCGGGUCUCCAGCAUGACUGCCACUACUAUCUCUUCUCCCUCCAGAAGUAUACCGUCCCCGCUCAUCCAUUGUUCAACCGACUUGUGUGCCCGCAUUACACUGCGGAAUGCGCCAUCUAUCUGUCGUUGACGCUGCUAGCCGCCCCGCCGGGAGAAUGGGUCAACAAAACCCUUCUGUCGGCGCUGGCGUUUGUCGCCAUCAACCUAGGUGUAACUGCCGGAACCAGCAGAAAGUGGUAUGCGCAGAAGUUUGGCGAGGAGUCUGUGCGGAAUAAAUGGAACAUGAUUCCGGGGGUGUACUAA